GACAGACAGAGAAGUUCUCUCUCCCUCUCAGACUGUCCAUAUCAUUGACUACUACCAAGGCAGUCUGUCCAUAUCUCUACUCAAGCUCUCUUAAUCUCUGUCUUUCCUGACAUUGUUUUUUUGCCCUUCUCUCUAAAAAGGUGGGAAGGUGUUCAUUCAUUCCUAAUUUUCUUUUGCUCUUUAGAAUAUUUUUGGACCCACUUAUUCCCUCCGGAUACAACUUUCCUCUUUGCUUUUCAGUUAUUUUUGUUUUGUUUCUCAUAUUUAUUUAUUUUUAUUUUUUUCCCUUUUGGAUUCCCCUCUCCACAUUUUGCUCCUGAAUUCUCUGUCGGCAUUUUUCUUUCGCCUUGUCCCUGUCUCCUGUUGGCCCCUUUCUGUUCCUGUCUCUCUGGCUAUGCACCAUGCUCUCUUCUCCUACUGUGAUACUGCAGCCCUACGGACUGCCUGUGUACCCUCAAACUGCUUCCUGCUACCCCGGCAUCGUUCAGGGUGCCCCAGCUCAGGAGGCGGGGCCAGGCAGUGGUGAUCCGGCCCUCCCACAGGUGUAUGCCCCGCCUCCAUCCUACCCUCCACCGGGACAAGCCCCACCCACACCUGCUGGCCGACUGCCACCUCUAGACUUCAGUCCCGCCCACCCCGGUGCAGACUAUCAAGACCAUCACCAGCUGAGGGUCUAUCAGAGCUCCCAACAUGAGGGGGCGGAAAGUUUAGCAGCAAGUAGCACGGACGACUCACUGGCCCCUGUGACCUCUGACCCACAGUCUCUCAGCGUGUCUGUGUCGUCAGGAGGUGGGGCAGGGAGUGGCGGGGAGGAGGAAGGGUCGGGCAAGGCUCAGCCAAAGAGACUCCACGUUUCCAACAUCCCAUUCAGGUUCCGGGACCCCGACCUCCGGCAGAUGUUCGGGCAAUUUGGCAAGAUUCUGGAUGUGGAAAUUAUCUUCAAUGAAAGAGGAUCAAAGGGUUUUGGCUUUGUGACUUUUGAGAGUGCUAUGGAGGCAGACAGAGCCAGAGAGAAGCUGAAUGGGACAAUUGUGGAGGGGAGGAAGAUAGAGGUGAACAACGCCACAGCGAGGGUAGUCACUAAGAAGCCACAGACUCCCCUUGUAAAUGCGGCUGGAUGGAAGAUUAAUCCAGUAAUGGGAGCAAUGUAUGCACCUGAACUGUACACAGUUGCCAGUUUUCCCUACCCUGUUGCCACACCCACCUUAGCUUACAGGGGCUCUGCUCUCCGGGGGCGUGGCCGAGCUGUCUACAACACCAUUCGCUCAGCCGCAGCAGCCACGCCCACAGCUGUCCCCGCCUACCCUGGUGUCGUCUAUCAAGAUGGUUUAUAUGGAGCAGAGGUAUAUGGAGGAUAUCCAGCAGCAUACCGAGUGGCUCAGUCGGCUUCAGCUGCUACAGCGGCGUACAGCGACGGAUAUGGCAGGGUGUACGCCACUGCUGCAGACCCUUACCAUCAUUCAGUGGGACCGACUGCUACUUAUGGAGUUGGAACGAUGGCAAGUCUGUACAGAGGAGGAUACAACCGCUUCACGCCCUACUGAGUCAUGAGGGAAGCUUCUCUGACUUCACUCUCUGAUGGGGAAAUGGUGAUACCAUGACAUCACAGGACAGGUUUGACACCAAGACCAGGAAACAUAUCACUCCCUGUUUCAAAUGCUGCCCCUCAAAAGACUUUUGAUAUCAGCUGUAAAUAUUGUAGGAAUUAUUGAAUAUUUAUUUAAGCUGAAAACUGUCACAAAGGGUGAUUUAAUUUAAAUGCAUUUAUUUGAUUUUAUUUUUUAUAGAUAAAAUCGGUGUUGAUUGUGCUGCUCCAAAAUGUGUACGGCAAAUGGGAAAUUCAUAUGUAAGAAAAGCUAAAGGUUCAAAAUAUUUGUCUUAGUUGCAUCAUCUGGUUAUCUGGUUGAUGAUGUCAUAGCUGACAUAUUGGUCCCAGACAUCAUGCAAAACAUAUAGGGAAAUGCAGAAUAAUGUAGAGAAUCUUGAUCGAGUUGCAGUACCAUACCUCAGUGGCACAAUAAACAUAAUACAGCUAUAAAAUUAUUUUUCUAUGAUUUUAUAGAUGUAUGACUGUAUCCUAGAGUUAACAGUGUGUAAUUACAGUGUGCAAUAAUGUUCUAUGGUGUGCGGGAACCUGCUGUUGAUGUGAUUGCAGUCCAUUCUGAAAAUUUAGUGUACAGUGUUUGAGGGUAUGUGUGUAUAUGUACGUGUAUGGGAGAGUAUGUUAUCACUGCAUAAUUAACAAAAGCACAAAUGUGUGAGAGACAGCAAUGGCAUUCACCGCAUAAAUACGCAGUAACUCUUAGAAAUGCUUCUGUGAAAAAGGUGUGAUUUCGCUUUUCAACCUUGUUCCACUGUUUAACAAUCUACCUCUGAUUCAGUUUUUUUUACGCAUUUAAUUUUCAAUCCAGAGAGCCAAUCAUUUUUACCCAAAUACAAAAAAAACUAAUGGAAAAAAAUCAAUUUGCUGCACAUUAUAGUUCUAUUCUAUAUGUAUUGUUAAGCUUGAUCUAAUAUGUAGUUUUUCACCAAUUUCCUACUCCUAACCCAUCUAUAUGUUGCUCUGUCAUUCUAUUUCUCUGGCUUUUGCAUUUUGAACUUGUGGUAACGCUGCUCAACUUGUCUUCUACCUUUUUCCUCCUUUCACUCCAUACCUUUUUAAAUUU
Messenger RNA from Megalops cyprinoides (Indo-Pacific tarpon), 2666 nucleotides. RefSeq names its product RNA binding fox-1 homolog 1, like (gene rbfox1l). Gene Ontology annotation, cellular component: cytoplasm; nucleus. The record is from RefSeq and is a predicted model, not a curated record. Gene Ontology annotation, biological process: nervous system development; regulation of alternative mRNA splicing, via spliceosome. The transcript is spliced from 12 exons. Gene Ontology annotation, molecular function: mRNA binding. Lineage: Eukaryota; Metazoa; Chordata; Actinopteri; Elopiformes; Megalopidae. Bases 402 to 1544 code for a protein of 380 amino acids.